This is a messenger RNA of Brassica rapa (field mustard), 984 nucleotides long. RefSeq lists its product as uncharacterized. Lineage: Eukaryota; Viridiplantae; Streptophyta; Magnoliopsida; Brassicales; Brassicaceae. The record is from RefSeq and is a predicted model, not a curated record.
GUGGUGGACCUAACCCUUUACGCUGUCCCGAGAAAGACACUCUCUCUUCUCUUCCUCUUUUCUUUUACAAGCUCUCUCAUUCUCUACUCUGUCUUUUUUUGUUUUCUCUCGAUCAUAACAAAUUUUUUUUUUGAGGAAGAGAUGGGAAACUGUCAGGCGGUUGAUGCGGCGGCGUUAGUUCUACAACAUCCCGACGGCAAAAUCGAUAGAUAUUACGGUCCUGUCUCAGUCGCCGAAAUCAUGCGUAUGCAUCCUGGUCACUACGUUUCUCUUAUUAUUCCUUUGCCUGAGGCAGACAUUCCGGCAAAGACGAGGGCGGAGGAAGAAGAUGGUAAGAGUCAGAAAAGGGUCGUGAAGUUCACGCGCGUGAAACUUCUCCGACCAACAGAGAAUCUCGUACUUGGUCAUGCUUACCGUCUCAUCACUUCACAAGAGGUUAUGAAAGUUAUAAGAGCGAAGAAGUAUGCGAAGACAAAGAAGCAUCAUAAUGAAACGACUAGAGAGAAGAAAAAGCCAUCGCUGGAGAAGAAGGUUGAUGAAGUAUCUGACAAGCAUCAGAAUCUGGAAACAAAUGAUGAGAAGCAACGUGCAGUGUUAACGAGUUCAGGUUCGUCGAAAUCAAAAACAUGGAGGCCAUCAUUGCAGAGCAUCUCUGAAACUACAAGCUGAUUAUGUUUAUUUUAGUUUUUCCUUAAGGAACAAGAAACAAAAUCUCAGUGUGAGAAAAACAAAAUAAUGUGUGAAAUCAUCAGAAGAUGGACUCUUCAAGAGAAAGAGAUAUAAAUUCUUCUCUUUUACGUUCUUUUCUGGUUUUCACAUAGAUCAAGAGAAAACCUCUAUAGAGAUUAAAAUCUGAGUCCCUUUUUUUUGUCUCGCCAGUGUAUAUAAGUUCUCAAGAUCAAGAAAUCGAUUGAAAAAGGAAAUGUAAAACAGAUGAUGUGUUGGUAUUUAGGAAAAAAAAAAAGAGAUUUAUUUUACAAUUGU